Erigeron canadensis is the source of this 1799-nucleotide messenger RNA. RefSeq names its product glucose-1-phosphate adenylyltransferase large subunit 3, chloroplastic/amyloplastic. Gene Ontology annotation, molecular function: glucose-1-phosphate adenylyltransferase activity. The coding region runs from base 65 to 1606 and encodes 513 amino acids. The transcript is spliced from 15 exons. The record is from RefSeq and is a predicted model, not a curated record. Lineage: Eukaryota; Viridiplantae; Streptophyta; Magnoliopsida; Asterales; Asteraceae. Gene Ontology annotation, biological process: glycogen biosynthetic process.
CAUGUAAAUAACAUAACAUUUUCAUUGACUUAAAAACUUAAAACUUACAGACUUAAAGAACAUUAUGGCUGUGUCACUCUCUGCGACCGGUGUCCGGCAGUUACGUGGCGGCUCGGGAUUGGGUCCAAGGGACUGGAGGUCUGUUAAUGGAGAUUUAAUGGGAAAAAAACUAAAUUUGACUCAAAGUGUCCAAAAGAAAAACAAUGUUGUUAAGUCAAGUAUAUGCAUGACCCUUACUACUUUUGUUGCAGGGGAGGCAAAGCUGAGGGACUUGGAGAUGGAAAAAAGGGACCCAAGAACCGUUGUGGCGGUUAUAUUGGGAGGUGGAGCCGGUACACGCCUUUUUCCUCUCACAAAGCGACGUGCAAAACCUGCAGUACCGAUAGGAGGAGCAUAUAGGCUGAUUGAUGUACCAAUGAGUAACUGCAUCAAUAGUGGGAUCAAUAAAGUCUACAUUUUGACUCAGUUUAAUUCGGCAUCCCUUAACAGACACUUGGCUCGCGCUUAUAACUUUGGCAAUGGCGUUACCUUUGGAGAUGGCUUUGUUGAGGCACUAUCGGCAACUCAAACACCAGGUGAAGAAGGUAAAAGGUGGUUCCAGGGUACUGCAGAUGCUGUUCGACAAUUUCAUUGGCUCUUUGAGGAUGCAAGAAGCAAGGAUAUUGAGGAUGUUCUCAUUCUAUCAGGAGAUCACUUGUACCGAAUGGACUACAUGGACUUUCUACAGAGUCACCGGCAAAGUGGUGCAGAUAUCUCAAUUUCCUCUGUGCCCAUGGAUGACAGCCGUGCCUCAGAUUUUGGAUUGAUGAAGAUUGAUGCCAAAGGAAGAGUCAUUUCUUUCAGUGAAAAGCCGAAAGGGAAAGACUUAAAAGCAAUGGCAGUAGAUACAACUGUUUUGGGAUUGUCUAAAGAAGAGGCUGAAAAGAAACCAUACAUUGCUUCCAUGGGAGUAUAUAUUUUCAAGAAGGAGAUCCUUUUGAACCUUUUAAGAUGGCGUUUUCCAACAGCAAAUGACUUUGGAUCUGAGAUUAUCCCGGCUUCAGCCUCAGAAUAUAACAUAAAGGCAUUCUUAUUUAAUGAUUACUGGGAGGACAUCGGUACAAUCAAAUCUUUCUUUGAAGCAAAUCUUGCACUUACUGAACAUCCAUCACGAUUUAGCUUCUAUAACGCAACAAAGCCAAUGUAUACCUCUAGAAGGAAUCUGCCACCAUCAAACAUUGACAACUGCAAGAUCGUUGACUCAAUCAUAUCACAUGGUAGCUUCCUGACCGAUAGCUUUAUUGAACACAGCGUUGUUGGGAUUCGAUCCAGAAUUAGUUCUAAUGUUCACUUAAAGGACACUGUGAUGCUUGGUGCUGACUACUAUGAAACAGACGCUGAAGCUAAAUCAUUGUUGGCUGAAGGCCGUGUUCCUAUUGGAAUAGGAGAAAACACAAAGAUCACAACCUGCAUCAUUGACAAAAAUGCCAGAAUUGGGAAGAAUGUGGUCAUUGCAAAUUCAGAGGGUAUACAGGAGGCUGACAGAUCUUCAGAAGGGUUUUACAUUCGCUCAGGGAUUACAAUCCUUUUAAAGAAUUCAACAAUUAAGGACGGAUUAGUGAUAUAAUUCAUUUUGUUUUUUUUGUUCUUCGGCAUGAAGAUAAAAAUUAAGAAUGUGAAAGAUGAACAUCUCAAUAUGUAGAGAAGUAUCAACAGGCUAAUAUCAUGCCAAGCUUUGUACAUGUGAAUACAUUUCAAUUUUCUAAUCUUUGCGAUAAAUAAAUUUUGGUCGACUUACUAGAAUUGUCGAUUUUGAACCA